This is a messenger RNA of Pyricularia oryzae 70-15, 4481 nucleotides long. RefSeq names its product nuclear transcription factor Y subunit A-7. Gene Ontology annotation, biological process: regulation of transcription by RNA polymerase II. The transcript has 2 exons. Gene Ontology annotation, cellular component: CCAAT-binding factor complex. Bases 2339 to 3259 code for a protein of 306 amino acids. Gene Ontology annotation, molecular function: DNA-binding transcription factor activity, RNA polymerase II-specific; RNA polymerase II cis-regulatory region sequence-specific DNA binding. Lineage: Eukaryota; Fungi; Ascomycota; Sordariomycetes; Magnaporthales; Pyriculariaceae. The record is from RefSeq and is a predicted model, not a curated record.
GCGCUCCUCGUCUCUCCUUCUCGCACGACCAAUCAAUCACCCAAACGCCUCGGUCUCCAUCCUCGCGCAAAAAUCCAUCAAAUCAACGGGCAGACUGGCCCCCGACUCAUCGAAAAAUUUCAUUCGACGCGAACGAAAAAAAAAAAAAAAGAGUUCUAGUCGUCCAUUGAUUGGUCUCUUUUUCCCCCCUUUUUCUAAAUUCUAUUUCCACGUCUUUAUUCUUGUUUGCCCAACCAAAGCUCUUUUAGCUUGCUCGCGGGGCUCAAUUUCAACCUGCCAAAACUGCCAUACCGUUGUCGCGCAAACGGCUGAACCCGACGCGCGCUCGUCCUCAAAACAUUUUCACGUCCCUUUGCGACAUAGGGCCGAGGAGUAGUCUUUUUUUUGCGCCUGUCGCAUAACAAUUGAUUGGACGUCAAUCUCUGUAACUUGGUACACGUGAGUCAAAAGUCGAUUUCGUCAAGUUUAGUUUAUCCUGCGCGUUUGUUUGUGUUCAUGGUGCGAUGUCUUCGAGAGCAACACCAGACCCAAGUACCUAAUGCAGGGACAAGUUAAUGGGAUCGAGCUCCCGUUUUGUUUUUUUGGUUGUUCCUUCCGUGCUUUUGCCUUUCCUACAUUUGCUUUGCUUGUAUGCACUGCACAAAAAGUUUCACGUUUGAAGUUUGACACAGCCCGCUUCGCAUCCGUCUCUGUCACCCCGCCCUCUUUUUGUUUCCCUCAAUUUGGGUCUUGUUUGCAUACUCGGUCAUGGUUGUUGCACAACGUGUCUAUCAAUCGCAUCACCAGCAUUCACCCUAAUAGAGGUAUGUCAGCGGUUUCGUUGGCUGUCUCGUCUCGAUUAAGUGCGUUUACUCUCCACAUGGACAAGACACAUCAGAGGUCCAUGUCCUGCCGAGCCCAGAAAAAAAACAGACCCCAACCCACCACGGCGUAUCGCUACUCGCUCCAAGCGGAGAGGCCAUGGAGAAUUACUGGCAAAUCAGCACUCGUUCUCAGCAACCCUUUUUUCAGACCUCGUCUCGAUUUGUCCAAAACACACAACGCUCUGGAGGCCUAUCACCAUUGUCAUUUGCCUCUUGAGUCUUGCAAUUGGCUCUGAUCCCGGUCAGGUGAUUCCUCCUGUCUGCGGAGCACAAUUAGUUCAAUGUGGCAUCGGGAGAUGAAGUUGAUGCUAUUCGCAACACCUGUGCUUGUGUAUUCGUCAUUCUACGGCUGCUAAGCAGAUUUGGCCUUGGUAUGGUUGGGACUGGCAGUCUAAGUACCUGCCUGUGUCCCUCCAUCAAUUCCGCCUCCCCUCCCUCCCUGACCAUGUCUACCAGACGCCUGCAUGCAUUCUUCUCUCCACCGACAAAAAGAACCUUUUCUUCGAUAUACGUUUAAAACCGCUGCCCUACCUUUCAUAACUUCCCCAAAUUGCCCAAUUGAGAAGCUCGACUGUCGCCUGCAUGGCCAGCGGAUCAGCAAGUUUUCAAUGGUUGCAUGCGCAACUCGAUUAUAUACCUUACCCCUUCCAGUGCCGUACCGCGUACAGAUGUCUUUGGUAGUUUUCACAAUUCGCAUAUUGUCUCAGCAGAUUUAUUUACUGAGACAUAGAAGUCGCCCUUGAUCGCCUUUCGAUCUCAUCCCGAUACCGACUGUCUCAUAAUCAAAUCAACAAUCUUAAAAAGCCCAGAGCUCAAAGAUUAAACGGUUGGCCGACUGAUUUUCUGGGGAACAAGUAAAAAAAACCCACUACGCCGUUUGGCCAAAGAGCAAGUCAGCUCUGUUCCGCUGCGCAUCUGAAAAACUGGGCUGCCUUGCAAGCCUCACCUUGCUCCUCGCGUCACAGUCAUCAUCCUUACUCACGUGGCCUCGCGCUGGUAUGUCGCCUAUCUAUCUGCCUGUCUGCCCCCUUUGAAGCCCAAGAGCUUAGCCACACCUGCAAUCAGGUUGCCCCACGGCCCAACUACAUCAGCUCACAUAUGUCGCGUUGCAGCCAAUUGACCCUCACCUCCCUCCUAGACACCUUGCCAGCGCAUCCACGCAUAACCAAUAGAUUGGGUGUGCACAUCCAACCAAGUCCACGGAUACCCAAGUGACGCCAGCCCUGAUCUACGCGUGCCCAACCCGGCACCGACGUUUUGGUGUGACUUUGCAACUGAGCUUUACACAUGUGCUCUUUUGAUCUAGAGUCGCCAAUCGCCGUAUGAUUCUUGCGCUUGCAUCCAGACUUUUACACUCCACCUGCGCUUGACCAAACCAGCCAUUCCUCGCUUUCAAGCGAAGAACAACAAGAGCACGAGCUUGACCGACUAAACGACAUCGACUUAGGCGCGUCUUUUGCCAUCAAUCAUCCAGAAUGAUGGAGUACGCGCAGUACCAGCAGCCGCCGCAAAAUGCGCACUCGAAUUUCCAGAGCUCAACGGCGUCCAAUAACAUCACGUCGCCAACGUCUCAACAUGUCCAGACCUCGCCCAUAAUCCCGCAACAGAAUCAGCAAGCCGCAAACGCCAACCAAACCCACAUGUAUCAACCACCGUACGGAGUGCCCCAGCAAAGCUUGCACUAUGGGAUGCCGGGGAUCCAGGCCGCCGCACUGGCGGCCACAGCUGCCGCUUCAGGUUCAAAUUACCCCUACAGCUUACCGUCGGACCCAAGCCUGCAGCAAACCUCACCGCGUAUGGGCUCAAAGAAGGAAGCUAGAGGCAACCCUCGCUCUCCUCAACAGAUGGACGCACAACGUCGCAUGAGCCAGGUCACGAGUCCAGGACUACCUAAUGCCCAGGCCAUGAUGAACCACACCGGUGCCCGCCCCGGUGUUGCGGCGCCGACCAUGCCGGCACAACAGAUGGGCCCGCCUCAAUCACCCGAGAUUGCUGCCGGUGCAGUUGAAGAGUCCCCACUAUAUGUGAAUGCCAAGCAGUUCCAUCGCAUCCUCAAGCGCCGUGUAGCAAGACAAAAGCUUGAAGAACAACUUCGCUUGACCUCAAAGGGACGGAAACCUUAUUUGCACGAGUCUCGACACAAUCACGCCAUGCGGAGGCCUCGCGGUCCUGGUGGACGUUUCCUCACUGCCGACGAGGUCCUUGAGAUCGAGAAACAGAAGGGACUGGGUGGCGCUGAAUCAGAGAUCAAGCAUGAUGUCGAGUCGUCGCCGCCAGCAAAGGCCAAUAACAAGCGCAAGUCCAUGUCGGUCCCGGAUACGGCCAACAAGAAGGCCAAAGUGGAUACAGAAAGUCCCGAUGUUGAAGAGGAGGAGGAUGCCGAGGACGAUGGAUGAUGAAUGAACAUACCUCAAAACUCCUUACCCUUCCGCCGUAUAUGCAUAACUCCCAGUUUUAUACCCAGAGCCUUCUCUUUUUGUUGUUAAUGACACGAUUUAUGAUUCGAAAGUGUUCAGAUAUGCCAGGCUGCAUUUUUUCUUCUUUUUUUCUUGCGACAGUUUCUGGCCCUCCUGGCUGUGGUGAUUUGGCGAGGAGUCCGGGGGCUUGCGGUUUGAUUUCCUUGUCAUCCUAGCGAUACAAUGUGCAGAGAUUGGGCAACCUAUUGAGCCUUUCAAGUACUUUUCAGUUUUCUUUUGAGAACAUAAGAAUUUGACAUUUCAUCACUUCUUUCUUUUCCUUUUCAUAGUAUGUCGACGAUUCUCGGACUCCGGUGUUUUCUUAUUUGUUGUUACGACCAAUCCUCGGUGGGAUGAACACUCGCUCUAUCUCUACACCAUUCUUUGACGAAGGCGCAAGUCAUCAUGGUUGAUGGCUGGAAUCAAGGUGCACUGAGGAGAACUACGACUCCCUUCUUUCCCACCAAUAUCGUCAAGAUGAUGUCUCUGUUCGCUUUUUCAUGUUUUGAAACCUGCCGGUCUUCUCUGAAUAAUUCGCCGCUUCUCUUUCGUCAUUCUCAUUUGCAACACAGGCAAUGCUUAUCCUUCAUCCCCUACACCCAUUCUGUUAAUUUGUUUUCUUCAUACGGUCACGAGCAAUGAGAGCACGCGGAUGAGUAUAGUACAGGACAUUUGCAGUUUUGAUUUUGGUAUGCCUAAGAAGUACAGGCUAGAUUUGGUUUUGUUUGGAAGGUAUUUGACUAUGGGACUCUUGGGAGGAGAAGCAAUGGAGGUGAAAUUGGCCAGAGCUUGAUGAUCAGUUGGGGGCUUGGGGAGAUGGAAGAGACACCCGCCGCAUACGAUCGUGGGUCUGAAAUCGGGGUUGAAAAAGCUUGUUACGCCUCGGGCUCCGUGAGCCCGGGCUCUUUCUUUGCCUCUUUUUUGAAUUUAUUGGCUUUGGGCACAGCCUGCCUCUUCGUAUCUUUUGGAGGAAGGGCUAGAUAUUACAGAGCUCUGUCGGCUGCUAGAUCUGUCACCGGAUUCUUUUCAAUUAUCAUGUCGUACCUUGAAAUGCGUAAAAAAAAAUCCGGAAACAGUAAAUUCGUGGGUUAUGCAAAGUGUUUGCGAAAUCUAUACUCUAUAGGUAACACUUGAUAAAUUAAUCGUGUUGACUGAAGUCGGG